CACCAUGAAGCUGUGUGUGAUCAUCCCACUGUGUGCUCUGAUCACUCUCACCCAACAGGCGCCGACACAGGAUCAGUGUUUGUGUGAUUUGACUAACUCAGAAAAGGCGUUUCCACACGACAAACUCAGCACAGUGGAAGACAAUGCAUCCAAAUGUAACAGCAACAUCACUCCAAAGAAGACUCUGGAGCUGGAAAGUUUGAUGCUUGGUUUGGAGCGGCGUUUGCCCCAAAUGGAGAAAGAUCUAUCCGUUCUGGAGAGGGAGGAUGAUGGUGAACUGUAUGGAGUUCUCAGCCUGCUGGUGAUAGAGAAUGAACUCACUGAGAUCAAGCAGCUCAUGGACAAGCUCAACAUGACCAGCCGGAGACACCAGCACCUCACCACUGACACCACGGAACAGCUGGAGGACUUGAGAGUGAAGAUGGCAGAGCUGCAGGAGUACGACACCCUGCAGGUGGUGAAGAGACAACAAGCUAACCAGCGUCUGAAGAGAGACCUGGACCAGUGCAAGAAUGAACAUCACCCCACUCCCCAUCCCACUCAGCCCCCACAAGGUAUCUGUCCCCACGGCAAGUUUGUGAACAUUACUGGCCCCGGGGUCUACACAGCAGGAGAGUAUCCAGGCUCCUACAAGUACGGAGCUUGGGGUCGUGAUCCCAAACCAGCGGUAGGAAAGGAGAACUGGUACUGGCUGGUAAUGUUGACCUCCAGCAACAGAUACUCCAACUACGUCCGUCUCUACUCCAGCCUGAGCUCUCUGAUUGUCGGAGUAAGCGUCCCAGGUAAUGUACAGAUCCACUCAUCUAACCCAACUACCAACACUGUCCAGGGACCAAAUGUUGUGCUGUAUGGAGAUGCCUUGUACUACAACUGUUACAACAAGUAUGAUGUCUGUCGAUUCAACCUCUCCACCAAAACUGUUACAACCAUGCAGUUACCCAAAGGCACCAGAUUUAACUCCAAAGGUAACUUCUGCCAUCUUGAUGAGUGCUACCUAUAUACUGACCUGGACCUGGCAACAGAUGAGUCUGGUGUUUGGGUGAUCUACACCACGUCCCAGGACUUUGGCAACCUGGUUCUAUCUAAGGUAGAAGAAGGUGAGCAACCCAAGCUCAACCAAACCUGGCACACCUCAGUCUACAAGCAGGCAGUGACCAACACUUUCAUGGCCUGUGGCGUGCUCUAUGCCACGCGCUACGUCAACAAAGAAGUGGAGGAGAUCUUCUAUUCGUUUGACACCUCGACAGGGGUGGAGAAGUUCGACAUUGGUAUCUUCAUCAGGAAGAUGUCUCCCAACAUUUACUCCCUGAACUACAGCCCUGUGGACCAGAUGCUGCAUGCCUACUGUGACUCCUUCAUGGUCUCCUAUGAAGUUUUGUUUGAGUAAAUGGGGAUCAUGAACAUCAACCUGUAAAAUCCAUUAUUGAUAUCAUGUCACAAACAAUAGCAUGAACAAGUAACAAUAAAUAAACAAAUAAAGA
Molecule: messenger RNA, 1481 nt
Organism: Scomber scombrus (Atlantic mackerel)
Lineage: Eukaryota; Metazoa; Chordata; Actinopteri; Scombriformes; Scombridae
Product: olfactomedin-4-like
Exons: 7
Coding region: 5-1387 (460 amino acids)
Biological process (GO): signal transduction
Source: RefSeq, a predicted model, not a curated record